AAUGCCUGCACACCUUAAUUAAGCAGAUUCAAAUUUGGGAAUUAAGUUUUGAAAUUCCAGUAAUUGACUCCUAAAAAUCAUACUUGUGACACGGUCCUGUAGGCGCAAAUGUCUCGUCAUUUGGACAUCAAACGGAGAAAUUACGAGCCAAUAGUAUGAAAAUUACAGAAUAAUACCCUAGGUUUUUUAACUGUCAGAAACAGUUUCCAAAACUUGUAAACUGUAAAAUUAUACGUACAAAUUUCCAAACCUUAUUUCUCCCUCGUUUGAGCUCAUAAUUCGAUUCCGUCGACUCCGUGAUGCUCCUGGAGAUGAUCUCUACGCAUCGAUAGCAAGUUCUUGAAUUAUCGUCGUAGUUUUUGAUGCCGACACAGACGUCGAGAUUGAUGAUGACCCUCCGACAAGCCUUUUACAAGCUUCGAAGCUGAUUUCUGACUCCAUAUAUCGAUUUGUAGGGGUCCUAUUACUCAGACCCAACUCAAAAAACGUUUUUCCUUCCUUCUCCUCCUUUACCUCUCUCAUCUUCUCAAUGCUCGGCCGAACCGAGGAGGAAGAAGAAUGAUUCUUCUGUUCUAUUCUAUCCAUCCCAGAGAGUCCCUCGCCCUUCCAUAAAAACCCAUAUGCAGAGCAGCCAUAAAGCCACUAAGAGUCGUUUUCUAUUCUGCAGGUUCAUUCACGAGUAAGAGAGGAUCCAAUUUUCAUCUUCGCACCGCUUGAUCCUACAUAUCUACAGGCUGCAACUCAACUCUUCUUAAACAAAAAAGAUGACUUGAAACAUGGGUUGAUUGAUCGCAUACACCUAGCGCGUCAAUAGUUUAAAGAGAUGAAGAAGUAAUUGUGCACAAAAUGUUUGCACUCUAGUUGGUUCAAUUUCGUCUAGCCCCUUUUAUUAUUUUAAAGUUUCUUUUCUUUUUAAUUUCUAAACAUAUAAAUGCAUAUAAGAAUCAAUUAUAAUCAUCAAUUUCUAUGAUGAUUAUUAUUGUUCUCAUUACAUCUUCUUUCGUCAACGACGCAAAUUCCACGACAUAUAAUCUUAGUUGUAAAUUUGUAGAAGAAAAUCUAUUUUUGGGGAUUAUCAAUCUGCUUGUUAAAGUGAUAAAGCAAGUUGAAAAACUCUGCUCUGAUUUCUUGUGGAGUGCUGAGGAAGAGGGUAAGAAUGCUAAAAUUCAGUGAAAGUAUGUGGCUCGACCAAAGAAGGAAGGAGGGUUAGGGUUCAAGGACUUGAUGAGUUGGAAUACUGCCUGUCUAAUCAGUCAUUUGUGGGCUUUGGCAUCAAAUUCUUCAUCUCUGUGGGCAAACUGGGUUCGACAGUACCAACUUACUUACACUUCUAUUUGGGAUAUUCCUUCUUCCAUUAGUUGUUCCUGGGCAUGGAGAAAAGUCUUAAACACCAGAAGUUUUGCAGCGCAUCACCUAACUGUUAGGUCUUUGGAGGUUUACUGGGAUGGUGGGCUAAUGAGCAAGUUUUCUGUCAAGAAAGUUUUGGACACAAUUAGGCCCAGAUAUGAAAAGGUUAUUUGGUAUAAUCUCGUUUGGAAAUCUCUCUGUACCCCCAGAGACAAGGUGUUGGUAUGGCUUAUCAUCCUUAAUGGGAUAACCACACUAGAUAAAGUGCAGGUAUGUAAUUCAUCUGUAGUUAACACAUGCCCCCUUUGUGCCUCUACUGCAGAAUCAAGGGACCAUCUAUUCUUCGAGUGUUCUUAUUCACAGAAGAUCCUCCAGUCUGUUUUUCACUCACAGAUCCAAUCUGAAGGGUGUUGGGAAGAUUCACUGGGGUUAGUCAUUAAUCAAUUCAAGGUGGCUUCUCCAGCUUCUGAUUGAGGUAGAUUGCUUUGGACCACAAUGUUGAGCGAGUUGUGGAGGGAACGAUGUAGGCGUCUAUAUGGAAAUGGACUUUUGACUGAAGUGAAGCUAUUAAAGAAGUUGCAGCAGAUGCUGAUCUUGCUGCGGAAUGUAUUCCCUCAUAUAGGCUUGACUAUUACUGAAGCUGAUAUUCAUAGUAUAGUAUAGCUUAGUUUUUCUGUUUUUGUUUUCAGGAAGUUUCCUAGACUGAGUGAUUGUGUGUAGUUUCUGCAAACGGUCUGUACUUUGUGGUCGGAUUCUCUGUUGUUUGGUGCCAGUUAGAAUGGUAUUUUUACCAUUCUUUCUUGAUGAAUACACAACUUAUUCAUAAAAAAUCUAUUUUUCUCUUUUAAACUUAUUCUAUUUUAUUUUGCUUGAUCCGGGAUGUUAUAAAGCCCGAGUGAAAUAUCAACGGCUAGUGCAACCGCCAAAGGACCGCCGCUCAAACCCUGAUUCUCCAGAAGACUUCCUAAAGAAGUUGCUUCUUCCCAAAGUCGAAGGAAUCCAAGUUCAAGUCGUACAAGGAAGGUAUUGGCUGCCUUUAAGAGAAAGGGGACUGAAAACCCCCUUUUGUAACUCGUAUGAAUAGGAGGCUAGACUAGAGCUUGAAAGAUCCUUUGUCGAAUUCUUAAAUAUAGAUCCAAAUUAAUAUUUGAUCUCAUUCUCGAAUCCCUUCUUAAUACUCCUCAAAUUCAUCACUUCUAAAGAUGAAUGAAUACUCUUUUCUUGUCUUCAUGUCCAUCACGAGGUAGUCGGGAAGAAUAUGAACGGGCCAACUUGGGUGCUUAGGCCUCAAACAACUCCAAGAGCUCUGCAAGAACUAUUGUUGGCUAGCGUGAUAUCUACGUUGAUGUACUGUAUGUCAGCUAGUCUCGUCUAUUCAUAUAGAUGCAAUGGUAAUAUGUUGAAGAUUGAAGGGGGAUACAUAUUCCACAUCAGCUGCUAGGUCACCGUUGGUAUUUGCUUCUGAUUGGGCUGAGUCUUCCUCCAUUGGGCUUCUCUUGGGAUCUACUUGUGGCUACUAGUAGGCUUCUUCGUCAUUGGACCUCGUGUUUAUAAAAAAAAUCUACAACUUUCUUCAUAGCUCUUUUGGUUCUCUAGAGUUGUCCAAUACUUUAUCCAAAUUCUCCUAGGUCGUAUUGUACCUUGAAAACCAUAAAACACACACCAAGAAGGCAUCAAAGAGCACCAAAAAAAUCCUAUGUCUAUUAAAUGCUCAUUGAUCAAAUAGUUAUGAUUUAUAUAAAAAAUACAAUGCAUAAAUAGAAUGGGAAAAUGUAUCAGAUAUGAGAGGGAUAAACACGGUAAAUAUAGUGUCGUCAAACAUACGUUGUGUACUUGUGUUGCCUCCCAACAAGAACUACUUUUUAUGUCUUUAAUUAGACACAACUAGUGGGUCUCAUUUUGAUUUUGAGAAACAUGCCUCUAAGCGUGGAUCCACCACACUCCUUGGGCAUGUCCUCACUUUGCUACCUUUCAACUGGCCGUCUUUGGGCCAGUCUUCCUUCUCCUUUCCUCUCUCCCUACCAUGGGCCAUUUUGGAGCUCAACGUCUUCAAUUUCCACUCCCGUAUGGUCUUACCUAUUGCCAGUAUGGAAGGAGGCUCAACCUACAUCACAUCACAUGAAGCAAAAAAAACAAGAUUUGUCCACCUCAUGGGUCACAGAAUUGACCGAAGUGGACUUGCCCUUCGAGGGCUUAGGUUUUUCCUUCACAAUUCACUUGUCAAAUUUUCCAUUCAAGGGUACAUUAUCAACAUAUGAGCAAUAUAGAAGGUGAUACGCUCAUCACGCACUCUUAAUUUUUGUGUACCCUCAUCUACAUCGAUCAAAGCCUUGGGCGUGGAUAGGAAAGGGCGUCAUAGUAUAAGUGGGACUUCGAUAUCUUUGCUAAUAUCUAGGAUCCUGAAUUUCGUAGGGAAGUAAAACUUCGCUACUUAUACUAGAAGGUCCUCAACUCUCCCCCUAGGUAGAACUACCGAUCUAUCAACAAGAUGCACAUUGAUUUUGAUACUUCUUAAUUCACUUAGGCCUAGCUUCAGAUAAACCUUUUAUGGUAUGACAUUGAUGCUUGCCCCUACGUCCGCCAAAGACUUUUGUACAUGCAAUUAUCCUACUUGGAAAGAUUUUGGUACUUCUUAACAAUAUGUUAGGAUUAAAUGACACUUGUUAACUUAAUUGGAUGAUGGUUGUGUAUUACAAGUGGUUAUCACUUCACUUUAUUAUAUUUACUGAAAUAAAAUAAAUAUUAUUGGUUUGAUUAGGUAUAUUCAUACUUGUUGGAAUGUAUGUUAGUGAUUUUUGGUUAACCGCCAAACUAACCAGUAACCAAACCAAUAAUAGAUGGUUAACCGGCGUGAAUAUCACCGGUAUGACAGACAUAAUUGAUUUUCAGCCUAUAAACGAAAUUAUGUCAUUUUAGCUAAUUUAAUUAAUAAAAAAUUGAUUUAUUUCAUCAAUUUAAAAGUUAACUGUUGAUGUUAUUUGUUGGAUUCAAAUAUUAAAGUUUGUGUUUUUGACAUUAAAUGUUAUAUUUAAAUAUGAGUAUUUGCUAUUUCGCAUAGACCAGGAAACCGGAUCGUACCGGCCGGUUCAACCGGAAAUUGGAUCAAAAGCGGCACGGUGGGCUGAUUGUGCUGAUUUUACCGUGCCGGCCGGUUUUUCCGGUUUGACCGGUUGAACCGGCCGGUAUGAUCCGGUUUCCUGGUCUAUGAUUCAGCUUCAUUUCUCCGUAUUCUCGUCCAAUAUGUGGAAAAUAAUUUAAAAAGAAUAUUAUUUUGCUAUUUUUCUAUGUUGAAAAUGGGUCACCAUGGUUGUAUAAUGCUCUAUUUGGUUCUUUUUUUGAUGGAUUAUAUUUUUUAUACUAUCGCAUUUCAUUUCUCUAUCAAUAGUGAAAAACGGUAUUUACCGGUACAAAACGGUUGAACCACGGUCGUACCACAAAAUACCAUACCAGAAAGGAAUCCGGUAUGAUGUCCGGUACGGUUUCCUUUACCAUGCUAUUUUGUUUGAACCUUCUCUCUCAAGCUCAAGAAGUGAGCCAAGAGUCUCUCAUCUGAGCCAGCGGAUUCGAACUCUACUGUGUCAAACUGUCGGUGCAUAAAGCAAGCACGCUUAGACUGCAAUGUGCAAUCUUUGGUCUGUAUUGUAUUUAAAUUAUGAAUAUAGAUUGUAAGUAAAUUGUCUACAAAUAUGUUAUAUAUAUAUAUAUGUAUGCUUAAAUUCAUUGGAUAUUAAUGAUUUUUCUUAUUUUAAUAAACCUACAUAAACUAGCACAAACCGGUUGUAACACUGGUCAAACCAUGCCGCUUGCUAGGGGUGAACAAAGAUACCCGCAAACCGACCCAUCCUCCAACCCGAUCCAACUCACCUGUAUUUAUUGCUAAAAUUAAGGUUUAGGAUUGGGUGAGGGUUUUCUAUAAUACAACCCGUCUCUUUUGUGUUGGGUUUGGAUUUUGGAUUACAAAACCCGUAAAAGCGACCCAACCCGAAUUCCAACUAUUGGUAUGAUUCGUAUCCAAAGAAUAUUUAUAUCGUAUGUAACUUAUGAUAAAAUUAAGAUAUUUUGCCAUGUUUUUUUGUUAUAGUCUCCCUAAUCUAAUGCAUUCUUCAGUUUAAAGAUUAGACCUAGAUUUAAUAUAGCUAUGAUUCACGU
Molecule: messenger RNA, 5496 nt
Organism: Linum trigynum
Lineage: Eukaryota; Viridiplantae; Streptophyta; Magnoliopsida; Malpighiales; Linaceae
Source: the annotation of a GenBank genome assembly